AUGUUCGAGUUUAAUAUCGAUGAGACUACAGUAAGUUUUUAUUUCAAAUAAUUAUGAAUCUGAAAAUAUUAUGUUUGAAUUCAGGUUGAGGAUAAAAUGAGACGAUUGGUCUCAUUCUUCACAUCAACACCAUAUGAAGAAAUUACACCGUAAGAUUUGUUUUUUAUAAUUUUUAUAAAUCUCAAUUUCCAAUUUUCAGUGAAUUCAACAUUCAAACUGGUAUCGAUAAAGUUGAACGCAGUUAUUUUUUGAUGAUGAUGGCUGAUGCUUUGAGUGUACAUUUUGAAGUUCUUACUGAUAGUUCGGAUAUUGAAUCUGCAAACACUGUUCAAGAUCUUAUUGAUCGAGUUAACAAUGGUGGAAACUAA
Molecule: messenger RNA, 368 nt
Organism: Caenorhabditis angaria
Lineage: Eukaryota; Metazoa; Nematoda; Chromadorea; Rhabditida; Rhabditidae
Source: the annotation of a GenBank genome assembly